Dunckerocampus dactyliophorus (ringed pipefish) is the source of this 4761-nucleotide messenger RNA. RefSeq names its product sphingosine-1-phosphate phosphatase 1b (gene sgpp1b). Gene Ontology annotation, molecular function: sphingosine-1-phosphate phosphatase activity. Gene Ontology annotation, cellular component: endoplasmic reticulum membrane. The coding region runs from base 463 to 1755 and encodes 430 amino acids. Gene Ontology annotation, biological process: phospholipid dephosphorylation; sphingosine metabolic process. NCBI's taxonomy places the organism in Eukaryota, Metazoa, Chordata, Actinopteri, Syngnathiformes, Syngnathidae. The record is from RefSeq and is a predicted model, not a curated record. The transcript is spliced from 2 exons.
UUGCUAUUAACACUAACCUGUGUUAGCAUUAAACAAAUACAAAAGAAAAAGACGCCUUGAACCAUUCUGAAGUUGGAGAGCAGACACAUAGUAGUAUAAUUUCCGACGGCCAUCAAAGGCAUCAUGGAAAGGCGGGUUGCUCGUGGGCAGAGUGCAGUCACUAGAAGAAGAAUCUCCAAGGGAGAGGUCGUUCUUCGAGAGAGGACCAGGAUCAGGACGAGCAAGAGCAAACAUUUUUGGUAUUUGUUUACUUGUGGUUCUAAACAAGUUACUUUUGAUGAGCACGUCUAGCCCCUUUAAGCCGUCAUAGUUGAAAAAGAAGGGGUUCACUGCGCGUUGAUGCUCCUCUUGGCAAGCUAAUGCUAAUGCUAGCUAGCCUCCAUCGUCCACUGUGCGGCCAAAGUAGCCGAGCGACUGCUUCCUCUUUCGGCUGUGCGCUGGCCACCACGCCGUACAACAAACAUGGAGAAAAGUAGCCGCUUGCUGGAGCUCGCCCGCUUCCUCCAAGAUCCCCACCUGGUCGCUCGUUUCCAGCACAUUUGCGGGGUACGAGGGACGUUUUCCAGGACGGCGGUUGGGGGCGGCAACGACAGGGAAGCUACGCCGAGCGAGACGCAAGACAACGGGGCUUGCUAUCACCAGCUGGAGGAGGACCAUGGGGGCGAGACAAUGGGUAUGGACAUGGGGUCAGCGGGGGUUCGGAACAGAGUGGUGGACUCUAAGAAGCACCAUGACGAAGAUUUUCCCCACAAUGGCUCCCUGCCCACCAGGACACCAGAGGCUAGUGUGUCCGAUCAUAGCGGGGCAAUGACCGAUGAAGCUGGGGCAGCCAGCAGGGUAAAGCCGCUUCGCAGAAACUCCUUGACGGGGGACGCCGGUCAGGAGUUUCUGAUCGAGAACCGCAUCUUCUACUACCUGUUCACCUUCGGAACCGAGCUGGGAAACGAAUUCUUUUACAUCACCUUCUUCCCCUUCCUGUUGUGGAACGUGGACGCCUUCGUGAGCCGGCGGCUCAUCAUGGUGUGGGUGUGGGUCAUGUACCUGGGCCAGUGCACCAAGGACGUGAUCGGCUGGUCCAGACCUGCCUCACCUCCCGUGGUCAAAGUGGAGGUGUUCUACAACUCAGAGUACAGCAUGCCGUCCACACACGCCAUGUCAGGCACCGCCAUCCCCUUCGCCCUCUUCUUCAUGACCUGUGACCGCUGGGAGGACGUCAUUGUCGGAGUGUUCUACAGCAUCCUCAUCCUCCUCCUCUUGCUGCCGGCGUUGGACGUGAUCGACAACUUCGUCCUGACGUGCGUCCACGCCCCGCUGGUCAUCGUGUGUCUCCACCUGGGCCUGGGCCUUUUCUCCUUCACUUUGGACACAUGGAGCACAUCCCGGGGUGACACGGCUCAGAUCCUGGGCUCUGGCGCCGGCAUAGCCCUGGCCUCCCACGUCAACCACCGCCUGGGCCUGAUGCCGGAUCCUGAGCGCCUUCCCCUCUCACUGCCUGCCCUCAGCGGGGGCCUGGUGGGCACGGCCGCACUGCGCUUCCUGCUGGGUGUGCUGGUCCUGGUGGCCACGCGGGCAUUGAUGAAGGCUCUGACCAUCCCGCUGGUGUGCCGCCUCAUGGCCAUCCCCGGCGAUGACAUGAGGAAGGCGAGGCAGCACAUGGAGGUUGAGCUUCCCUACCGCUACAUUGUCUACGGGACGGUGGGCUUCAACGUGGUCUUCCUGGUGCCACUCCUCUUCAGCUAUCUGGCGCUUUGUUGACCACAUGACCUCCUCGCUGUUGACAGCACAGCGACCCCUGAUGGCCAACAUCUUCGAAGGCUGUUAUUUAAAUAACAUCUUCAACAUCCUCCAGCUCCUUUUUCGAAGUUCACUACUGAUUACUGAACACUGUCAUCAGGGUUUCAAGUGGACAUUUGCACAGGACACUCCAAGCAUCAUGUCGUCCUUUUCAUGGACGCAAACCAAUUGAUUGAUUGCUCUUCCUGUUAGAAGAAAAGCACAUGCUGGCACAUAAGAUCCACUUUCAACUGUGGGAAAUUGAAAGACUAUUUUUUUUUCUUCCUUCUUGAUGUACACUGUAAAAAAAUGAAUUUGUGUUCUCUUUCCACAAAUGUCAGAUGUUUACUUGAUAAAAACAUCCACACGCCCUCUUGUGGUGACUUACCACUUUUACACUGGCAUUACAAUCAGAAUAUGUUUCUAUACUCGCCUCAAAUAUGAAAUAUGUUUUUUUUUUUUUUAAAAAAAAGCUCUCAAUAGCAAUAAAUUGCCACGUUGUGAUUGGUCCAUUGGGGCAAGUGGCCGUUACCCAGUUUGUAGUUUCUACACGACACACGAGGCUCCACUUUCUGUAGCCUCGUCUUUGCGUGUGACUGCACAUGAUUCACACGCAGCCUUCAGACGUUUAAAAUUUCGACGCAACGAAGGCAAUGUCACGGACGUUUUUAAAACAUGUUUGCUUUCUGGUCUUUUUGUCGUGCAGCUGACGCAACGUCAUUGGCCGAGUCUUGAACAAGACCUGGAAAAAAAAAAGCAGGGAUGUCCAAACUGCAUUUUUUUAUUUGUCCGCGCCACAUUGCAAAGGUAAAAUUAUAAGGAAAAAUGGAAAAAAGCACAAAUUAGCAACAAAAAAAGCAAAUGAGCAUUAAUAAAAAUACCCCCUGACACCUAGAUCAGCUGGUCUCAUCCUGGGAUCCACAUUUUCCCACAACCCGCUUUAUUAGAUGCAAUAUUUUUUUUCCAAAAAUAGCCCUCAAAAACAUGGAUCUUUGUUUUUUUCAUAAUACAUGCUUACAUGUGCAAGGUGCAUUUCAGGGCACAUGUAAAACAAAACAAAAAGGUGGCACAUGAUAAAUGCAUGUGUAAAAAAAAGUAUAAUUCAAUAUCAAAUGGCACAAAAUGUGGACGAGGUUAAAGGGUGACUGUGUAUGAAUAUAAGGAAAUAACAUUUGAAAUAACCCUGUUAGCAUAGGGCACUGUAAAAUCAGUUCAUGCUCAAAAGACUAGAUAGUGUACUAACUAGUCUUUGUUCAGGACUAGAUAGAUCGGUCCUAUCUAGCCUUUGAUCAUGACUAGAUAGGAACAUUUUAGUUUGGGGCUCUAGCCUACAGCGGUCCUAUCUAGUUAAUCAUGACUAGUUAGGACCUAGGGUGAGGAGCGUGGUGAUCAGAGUAGACAUCCCCUUCAGGGGGAAGGGGGGGUCAGAGUAGAGCCGCUGCUCUUUCACAUCGAGAGGGGGUGGCUCGGGCAUCUAAUCCGGAUGCUCCCAGACCCCUCCCUGGUGAGGUGUUCCGGAUGCAUGCCCGGCCGGGAUAAGACCCCAGGCAGAUCUAGGACACGCUGGAGGAAUUAUGUCUCACAGCUGUCCUGGGAACGCCUUGGUGUCCUCCCUGUGGAACUGGAAGAGGUGGCCGGGGACCGGGAAGUUUGGACUUCCCUAUAAUGAGACUGCUGCCCCUGCGACCCGGAUAAGCAGAAGAAAAUGGAUGGAUAGUUAGGACCAGAAUAGAGGGGUCCUGUUUAGUCUCUUGUCAUGACUCGAUGGAGUGGUCUUAUCUAGUCCUUCUGCUCUUGUCUGGAGCUCUGACUAGUCUUUGAAGUUGACUAGAUAGGACUGCUUGAUGCUGCGGUGCGAGACUGGAGCAGUCCUAUCUAGCCUUUGAGUAUGGACUGAUGAAGACUGCUGGGAUGAGAGGCCAAACGUCUUCAAAGACAACCUGAACAGUCCUUUUGCCAUCCAUUCUAUACCCUGACACAAUAGUUUGUUUUUCAAUAAGUGUCUUUUUUCAACCAUAUUUGAAAGUAAAUUAAAAAUAUCCAAAUGGCAUCCUUUUGAUGUUCUAGUAUGCGACCCUUGAACACCCUUUAAAUAAACCUUCCCAGGACAAUCUCGUGACAAAUGUUAUUUUUAUUGCUAUACAUUUUUAAGCCUAAUCAUUUUUACGAUGCUAGUAUUCCAAUUUUGAACGACAUUGGUGAUGAACUGGCAGGGUGGAUUUUUUUGUAAAAUCCUCAAAAAGUGCAUGUAGUGUUGUCCAUUUUGCAAGACAGUUCACUGCUCCUACGUUCCACAGGUUUCCUCACACAAACACGACGCCUUUUCUUUGCGUUUCUCUGACGGCGGCGCACAGGAAACGUCCACAAAGGUCAAGCACACACCAUUCCUUUUUGACACUAAAAGUCUUUGUCACAUGACCAAAUACGGCGGCUAAACCGCCAGCAGAACUCUGCUAUGCCCUCUAGUGCCUUGCAAGGUCAUGACGUGGUAUUUCAUGUUGCCUUUUGCGCUUUGCCGCUCCUCAUCAAGCUGGAAACUCAAGAAAUGUCAGGGGUGUCCAAAUUCAUUCCAGUGAGGGUUGCACACAUAUUUGGGGCUACUUUGAUGUAUUUUGUACAUGAAAGAUGCUAAAAACAACCCAGUGUUGGUCAAUAUGCUAAGCUAUCUGAACACAACAUCCUGGCUUUAUAGUACAGGUAACAAAACAAAAUAUUAGUGUAAUAUUUAUUAAUAUAUCUCAUAAAUAACCAAUUCACUUCAUUUAACAAUAUGCCAAGGGCCAACAAAAAAGAGCUGCAGGCCAAAAAGUUCCCCCCUGGCCACACUUUGGACACCACUGGUUUGUGUUCAUUUGGGAGUUUGUUGACUAGUGUCCUGAUGUUGGACUCAUUUGAGGAACCUGUAUGAAGAUUGACUUGACUAUUUUUUUAUACAGUAUAUUAGAUUAGACUGGGGAUUGAAAGGAAGCUGUAUCCAGCUAAAUCAAA